GUUUGGGUCAUUUUGUGGUGUUGAUUAACCAGACUGAACAGCUUCAGGAACAUUGUGGUGAUUAGGUGGAGGCAGCAGACUUUUCUGCUGGGAUAAAAAGACAGAGAGCUGCUGAGGAAACAUGUGGAAGUAGCAGUAGAACAGGACAAUAUCAUGACUUAUAACCACAGCAAGAGAUUAAAACUACAAAUGGGAAUCUAGGAGUUGGCUGUGGCCAUCCAUGGCAGAUCCUUUGGUAGCACUGGCCAGUGGUCUGUCUGCUGUGCUUCUGUUUCUUUUGCUGAUUGCUCUGACUGUCUAUCUCCUGUGGAAGAAGAGACAGAGCCAGAGACAAUACCAACAACUGAUCUGCACAAACCCCACUAUUCCUCCAUGCACUCCUGUUCUCCAAACUUCACAUGGAAGCUAUGGCUUGGCAGAAGUCCCCUUCUUUCUGCCACCACGCUUCAAGAGUUCAUCCCACGCUGAAGCAAGUGAAGGGAGGGAGGAAGAGGUACAAUGGGAGCAGCAGCAGCACCUCAACACCCAGCGCGGCUCUCUGACUAUAGGCAGCUGGUUUCCUCUGGGCAAUCUGAGGCCUGACCUGUACCGGCUGCCUGAGGAGCCCAGUGAGUGGGCAGAGCCGGGCGGCUCCAACGUGCGUCUGUGUUUCGCUGUGCUGUAUCAUCAGGACAAAGAGCAGCUGGUGGUCUCUCUGCUCCGAGCUGCUAACCUGCCUGCCCCCUUCCAGAGCAACACCACACUGGUCAAACUGCAGCUCCUGCCGCCUGACGACCGACGUCAUCGCCAGGCCAAGGCCCGAUGCAAAGGCAGCCAGCCCCAGUUUAAUGACAGCUUUGUGUUUCAGGUGUCUAAUAACAGUGUGGGACAGUGUACGCUGAGCAUGAGUGUGUACAGUGUAGACCGUUUGAAGAAGCACCACAUGCUGGGCCAUGUUCUCUUCCCUCUCAGACCCUCUGAGCUCAGAGAGGCAGCAGGCAAAGUGCUGUGGAGGGACCUGGAGACUGACAGUGAUCAGCCCCUCUCAAAGCAUGGCGAUAUCCAAGUGUCUCUAAACUACAACCAGUCUCUUCAGCGCCUCACUGUGGUUGUGCUUAGAGCUCGUGGAUUCCAGUGUUCCAGCAACACUGGUGUCUGUGUGCAGGUCUCUUUGCAGAUACACACGCAGGUUGUGAAGAUGAAGUGGACUUCGGUAGCCCGAGGCAGUGAGCCCACCUUUAAUGAGAAGCUGACCUUCAGGCUCCAUCCUCGGCAGCUGGACGCUACUUGUCUGAGUCUGGAGCUCCAGCAGCCAGCCACAGAAGAGCCUGCUGAGUGUAGGCUCACCACUAGCAUCACAGCAUCAAAGUCACUGGGUCUGGUGGUCAUUGGGCCAUUCAUGUAUGCCAGAGGCAGAGAGCUGGAGCACUGGAAUGAAAUGGUCAAUAAGUCACAGGAAUUGGUCAAGCAGUGGCAUGGGCUUGGAGCAGCAAACGCCAUUCAGAGUUCAAGCUGAACAACACAAUUCAAACACAAUGCCUGUUCAUCUUCAAAAAGCUGCAUUUCAGGAGAAAGAGGACAUUAUUUCCGCAAAAAAAAGCUGCUUAAGCUGCUGUUUCCUUAAUGAAAGCAUCAUCUGCAUGUGAUGCACUUUAAAUGUUUCACAGAGUUUGUAGCAAGUAACCACUAUGAUUGAGCUAUGUGUGGAAAAACUGCCUUUAUGCAUGAUUAAGGCUAUAAAGUCCAGAAAACAUGGCCAUCUUGAUCAUGACAUUCAUUAGGGAUGCACCAAUAUGGGAAUUAUGGGCUGAAGCUGAUAUCUGAUAUUUUCAUGUACCUUUCUGCCGAUGCCAAUUUAUUAACAUUAUUAACAUUAACAUAAAAUGUUAUUAUAAAAUGUAGAAUCUGGGACUACCUGAGAGAUGUAACAUGUUUGCAGAGGGUUACACAUGCAAUAAAUUAAUAAAAUGCAGAUAUUUUAGAGCAGUGGCCUAGCGCUGCCUAAAUGUUCUGCUCCUCAAGCCUAAACACCUGUCUGAUCCCAAUAUGAUUCUGAUGUGAAUCCUUGAUAUUCAUAGUCAGAUUUGUACAUACUAAACAUACUAAACAAAAAAUGAAAGGUCACAGUGGUAGAAUCACACAGAAACUGCAUGUAUUAUUUUCGUAAUCGUGUAGUACAUUGUCAAAUUCAAAAUUAACAAAGCCUGUUGGUAAAUUCUGGCAUGUUACAAUGUGGGAAACACUGCUUAUAACACGCUGCAUAAAGACAUCUGGCUGGACAUGUUUCUGUGUUGGAUCAUGUAUUAUGGGUAUUGUUUAAUGUGUCCGUCACACCUGCGUACAUGAGCAUAAGGCUCUGUGAGCACCGUAUUCACUCACUAGUGUCCUUUUUAUAAACAGCCAGGUGUUAGCUUCGUUAGUCCAGCAGGUUGCUUAUCCUGGUCUGGGUGAGAUAGCUGCUCUGAAUCCGAAACACUGGGUUUGUUUAAGCCUCUGUGGUCUGCUGUUGAUUAUGGAAUCCAGUACAGUAAGGCCUCUUAGAUACUUAAGUGUUGCAAAGCUAGCAGACUGCACCUCUGCCUCUAUCUCCUCUAAUGUUCAGUGCAAAGCUAAGACAGACUUAAUCUGACUGGACACUUGGGUCUGACAGACUUGGGAACAAUUACCAUGUCAACUCCUUCGACUUUGUGUUUACAAACAUAUUGUUGCUGUUGGAACAAAGCCAUUUUUUUUUUUACAGAAUCUGAAAAUGUCAGCUGCUCAAUACAAUGUGUUAUAAUUUCAUGAUGAAUGGACCAACCGAAAUGCUACCAAAUGACCUGUUCGUGUUCCAUUCGAUGUUAAGAAUGUUUUCCUUAUCCUGUAAAGUUAGCAGGUUGGAGAUACAAGGUUAUGAUGUGAACAGCAACAAUACUGUUGUUGUCAUAUCAACAUCUCAUUAACUUUUUUAGUGGUGUUUUUUACACCAUUUGAAAACACCAGCUGCCCUUUAUGUUGUGCGAACAUUUCAUGAUAAAUUGACCAACAGAAACAAUCUAGGAAUAAAAUCUUGUUCCAUUAAC
Colossoma macropomum (tambaqui) is the source of this 3041-nucleotide messenger RNA. RefSeq names its product synaptotagmin XV (gene syt15). The record is from RefSeq and is a predicted model, not a curated record. Gene Ontology annotation, molecular function: phosphatidylserine binding; clathrin binding; calcium ion binding. The transcript has 8 exons. Bases 221 to 1495 code for a protein of 424 amino acids. NCBI's taxonomy places the organism in Eukaryota, Metazoa, Chordata, Actinopteri, Characiformes, Serrasalmidae. Gene Ontology annotation, biological process: regulation of dopamine secretion; calcium-ion regulated exocytosis; cellular response to calcium ion.